AUGAGAAUUCAAAGCCUAAGAAAAGUCUGUCAAGUCUCCCGAUUGAACAUUCCUCUUGUCAAUGAGAAAAUAAGCGAUCAUGUUUUUGGAGAAAAGGCGAAAAAAGUGGGAAAAUGCGAAAAUUUGGAAGAAAUUGAAUGGUCGUUGAGAAAUAUGAAGAUUUUUAAUGAAGAAUGCUCAGAUUUCGAUUCAGCCGAAAAUCUCUCCCUUCCAACUUUACUCUCUCCAAAUCUCGUCGAGCACACCGAAAAAGCCGCCCUCGAUGGAAUCGGAGACUCUUUUUUCAAAAAUAUUUCUGGCGUCUUGGACGUUAAAAAUCUCCCGUCUGCUCCGACUUCUUUUGUUUUGAAUGAAUCUGGGUGGAUCAAGUACAAAAGUGGCAAAAAGCCGAAGAAAAUUGACUAUCCUGAUGAAAAAUGCCUCGUUUUCGAUACUGAAAAUAUUGUCCGAAUUGGCAGCUGCCCAGUCAUGACUGCUGCCGUCUCCGACUCCGCUUGGUACACCUGGAUCAGCCCUAAAUUCUUCUCCAACUCUCUUCCAACCGACGAUCAUCUCCAAAAAUCCGACCUAAUCGACUUUGGUCCUGAAGAACAAAUUCUCAUCGGACACAAUGUCGCUUUCGACAGAACACGAGUUCAACAAGAAUAUGAAUUCAAGAGCAACAAGACCUUUAUCGAUACAAUGUCGCUUCAUAACUCGCUUCAUGGGGUUAGUUCCAAGCAAUAUGCGCUGAAGAAGAAGUCGGAAUCAACCAAGCUCAAAUUCAGUGACCGAUAUCUGUACGGUCCCGACUUCAGAUGGCUGCACUACUGUUCUCUUUCCAACUUGGCCGAUGUCCACCAUUUCUACCACAAAAACGCCCCGCCAAUGGACAAACAAAUCCGCAACAUUUUCGUCGACGGAACAAUCGACGACAUCCGCAAAAAUCUUCACGAUCUCAUGGCCUACAACAUCCUCGACGUCAAAGCAACAGCUGAAGUCUUCGCCGCGACUUUUCCUCUCUAUUUGUCGAGGUAUCCAAAUCCUGUGAAUUUGUUUGGAAUGCUGAAGAUGGGAUCGCCGAAGUUAAAGAUUACCGCUCCAGCUUGGAACGAAUACGUCGAAAAGUCGAAUGAGGAAUUCGAAGGUAUGAAGAACACGCUUGAAUGCGAUGUUCUACCUGAUCUGGCAAGAGCUGUGUUUGAAAAAUACAAGUCUUCUUGGCUCGAAUCUGCCGGGAAGGAGAAUUUCGAUGCGCUUGAAAAGCGACAUCUUUGGAACUCCGACCCUUUUCUUGCCUCACUUGACUGGUCACCAGCGACGAAGAAGAGCCCCCUGCCAAAGUGGAUCAAGCCUAUUUUGAAGGAAAAGCGACUAUCGAUGAAUAACAGAUCAGUUCCUUACCUUCUUCGCCUCGAGUGGGAAGGAAAACGGGUUCUUCAUUCGAAAAAAACUGGUUGGGCGCAUGUGAAUCAGAAUUCGGAAGAAUUGACGCCUUUGCCGCAUGAUAAAGCGGGUCAGAAAGUCGGAAUGCUCAUGACGAGUAAUUACUCGAAGCACAUUCUCAGCGGGAAAUUGACAACUCGCUGCGAAUUCGGGAAAGAAAUCAUCAAGAAGAUCAUGGAAGUAAAUACCCGCGGUUCCUACUGGCGCGCCUACCGCGAGCGCUUCAAAAAGAUCUUGUUCCUAAAUGAUAAAGAGGAUAGAUACAGCUGGCAUUUGCCGAUGCAAGUUCCUCAUGGAACUGUGACUCGAAGGGCGAAGGAUUCUUUUUGGAUGGUCGCCCAGGGAAAUGACUCGAACGAUGAGAAGCUUGGAAUGGGGGCGUUUUCGCUGGCACAGAUGGAUGAGGAUUGGGUGUAUGUAAGCGCGGAUGUUGACAGUCAGGAAAUUUGGAUUGCGUCGCUCUUUGCUGAUAUGUACAAAGAUCUUGGAGAAGUUGGAGUUACCGGCCUCUCGUACAUGACUUUGAACGGAUCAAAAGCAGCUGGGACGGAUAUUCAUACCAUCACCGCGAAUCAAGUUGGAAUGGAUCGAAACUCAGCGAAGAUACUCAACUAUGCCAGGCUUUACUUAUGCGGCAAGCAGAAUGCCUUGGACCUACUCGGGCCGAAAGACGGAGCUGGAAAGAUUGUGGAUGAGCUGUGGCGAUUUACGAAAGGAAAGUCAGUACUGAUAAGAAAUCCAGUCAGCCAGGAGGGGAACAAAAUUUUGUCAGAUGGGAUCAACCAGUUGGAAUUUUUGACGGAAAAUGAGGCGAAACGAUUCAAAUUUCUUGUUCAAAAGCUGCAGUCGGAUACGAUGCUCCGCGACAGUGAAAAGGACGAGCUUUUACAGUCAAUUUACAAGCUCGUUCCAGCUGCGAAAAAGACCAUUGACGAAAUCGAAGAUCUCUUUGACGAGCCCAGGCGAGUCUUUGCCAACGGGAUCGAAUCAGAACUCUUCAAUUAUCUCCAACUUACUGCCAUUGAGGACCAGCCUGUGACUCCCGUUCUAGGCGGGAAUCUGCCAAUGCCGCUUUUGAACCGAUACGCGCCAAUGCACCAGACGACGCGAUGCAACUGGCUGAUUCAGUCUUCUGCUGUUGAUUUUCUUCAUUUGUUCUUGGCGAAUAUGGACUACUUGAUCAAGGAAUACCGGAUCAACGCGUUCUACAGCCUGUCCAUCCACGAUAUGAUCCAGUUUAUUUCGUCCAAAGAAGAUCGCUAUCGAACGGCACUUGCCUUCCAGCUGGCUCAUUUGUACACUCGCGCAUAUUUUUCCCUGAAAUGCGGGCUCCCUCAGCUGCCGCAGAAUGUCGCCUUCUUUUCUUCAGUGGAAAUCGACCGGUCAAUGAGAAAAGACAAGGGACUGCCGUGGAACAGCGAACUGUAUGGGGAUGAUCCAGGAAGAGCAGAAACGCUCGAUAUUUCUAGAAUAAUUGAACUGACAAAUGGAACACUCUCUAAAUAA
Molecule: messenger RNA, 2931 nt
Organism: Oikopleura dioica
Lineage: Eukaryota; Metazoa; Chordata; Appendicularia; Copelata; Oikopleuridae
Source: the annotation of a GenBank genome assembly